CUAAGAAGCCACUUCUACGAGUAGAUCUUUGCUUGCAGCUCUUGUUGGAUUCUUGAGAUGGCUCUGCCAGGGCAGACAACUCCCGAAGGAGUACCAGCAUUUAAAUUGGUGCUGGUGGGUGAUGGAGGCACAGGCAAAACCACUUUUGUAAAGCGCCAUCUCACAGGAGAGUUCGAGAAGAAGUACGAACCCACCAUUGGUGUGGAGGUGCACCCGCUGGACUUCACCACAAACCGAGGCAAGCUCCGCUUCUUCUGCUGGGACACCGCCGGCCAGGAGAAGUUUGGCGGCCUACGUGAUGGCUACUACAUCCAUGGCCAGUGCGCCAUCAUCAUGUUUGACGUCACCUCCCGCCUCACCUACAAGAAUGUGCCUACAUGGCACCGCGACCUCUGCAGGGUCUGCGAAGGCAUACCAAUCGUGCUGUGUGGGAAUAAGGUGGACGUCAAGAACCGCCAAGUGAAGCCCAAGCAGGUCACCUUUCACAGGAAGAAGAACUUGCAGUACCAUGAGAUCUCAGCAAAGAGCAACUACAACUACGAGAAGCCCUUUCUCUAUCUGGCUCGCAAGCUCGUCGGGGACCCCAACCUGCACUUUGUGGAGCAGGUGGCGCUGAAGCCGCCUGAGGUGGUCAUCGACACAGUGCAGCAGGCGCAGUACGAGCAGCAGCUGCAGGAUGCUGCCAACGCUCCCCUGCCCGAUGAGGAUGAUGACAUCGCAGAGUAGACAGUCGCCUGCCGCCCACAUGACAGCAGAUGCGCUGCAGCAGGUUCCAGUAGUUCCUCCUGGCAGAGACCAUCUCUGGUGGAGGCGUGCAAUGGCCAUGAUUUGGCUGGGCCUGAAAGCAACCUGUCAUGCUGCUCCUGCAGUAAAAUGUGGCAAGUUUUGCACUGCUUGGCUAAGUCAGCUGCAAUGCAGAUGCAAGUGGCUUAGUGCUCUUGUUUCUGUUAGAGGAUGUGCCCUCCGCGCGUAAGGGAGACGAACAUCUGGCAACUCUUUGGGGCAUAGAGUUCUGGAACAGCCAUCCAUGACUCGAACAGUUUGCAUUGGAUGUGGGUCGCCUGAAUGCAUGACAUCGUCCCCUGUUGAUGUGCUGGUGUUGGGGUGGUAAUGUGUGAUUGCCAAGUGAAAAUUACGCAUGGCAACCUGCAACAUACAAAGCAAUCGCAAUAUAAUAACAUGUAUGUGCAUAAGUUACAAUCAUGUUCGUUCUCCCGUAUCUUUCGACACCACAUGGCGUCAUAAGAUUUAUCUCUUAAUGAGGAGUACCAUCAAUGUUCUCAAGAUUUGUAAAGGCUAGCAACUGC
Messenger RNA from Coccomyxa subellipsoidea C-169, 1307 nucleotides. Its product is annotated as ran-like small GTPase. The coding region runs from base 58 to 726 and encodes 222 amino acids. Gene Ontology annotation, cellular component: cytoplasm; nucleus. Gene Ontology annotation, molecular function: GTPase activity; GTP binding. The transcript is spliced from 7 exons. Gene Ontology annotation, biological process: ribosomal subunit export from nucleus; protein import into nucleus. The record is from RefSeq and is a predicted model, not a curated record. Lineage: Eukaryota; Viridiplantae; Chlorophyta; Trebouxiophyceae; Coccomyxaceae.